GGACUAAAUGUGAUCUGAUUUCAAAUGUGAGGGACCGAAUAAUUCAAAAGAUAAUGUUUUGGACCAAAAUAAAAAAAAUCACAAUAUGUUAAGGACCAAAAUGAGACUUUAGUCAACAUAUAAACAAUAUGACAAUUUUAUACAGUUAGAAAAUAGUAUUUUCUCCGUCCUAUAGAAAUAGGCCAUUUGGGAUCGGCACGAGUUUUAAUGUGUAAUUGAUAAAGUAAGAGAGAAUAAGAAAAAGUAGUUGAAAUUAUGUGAUAGAUUGUGAGGCACAUAAAAGACAAAGGAAAAAGAAGGAUAAUAAAGUUUUUAUAAAUUGAUAUGGACUAUUUCAAUGGGAUGAACGAAAAAGAAAUAUGGCAUAGUAUACUAUUAAUGUACUAGAAUGCUAUCCACCAAUAAAAAUAGAUUGAUUUUAUUAAACAUACCAAAUAAAAAAAGUAUAUAAAAAAAAGUAUUUAAACGACGAAUGAGUUAAUUAAUACUGGUAAAAUAUAAUUUCAGAGUAUCUGCAAUUUCGGUCUGUUCGUCAACGUACACUAAUCAAGCCCCCUUUUCAUUUUUAAAUUUGAACUAAAAAUAGCAACAAAACUCAUAAAUUUUCACCAAAACACCAACAAACUCACGUGUUUUUUUAAAUAAAAACAAAGAAUUUCCUCAACAAAGCAUUUCUUAAUUUGAAUUAGAAACCCAAUGCUCUCUCUCCUGAUUCUCCCUCUCUCUCAAAGAAAUGCUGGAAAUCUGCAUUUGCAUGUAGAAAUCUGGAAUUAGCGGUUGGAGAAUUACGAAAGAGGCUGUUCCUUUAUCUUCCGACACUUACAAUUUUAUUUGAAUUUGAAAAAAUGGCAGCAAAUAUAGGGAUUAUGGACAGUGCUUACUUCGUCGGGAGAAAUGAGAUUCUUAGCUGGAUCAACGACAGGCUUCACCUCAAUCUCUCUCGUAUUGAAGAGGCUGCAUCUGGGGCUGUGCAAUGCCAGAUGAUGGACAUGACUCACCCAGGAAUCGUUCCCAUGCACAAGGUGAACUUUGAUGGUAAGACUGAAUACGAUUUUAUCCAGAAUUACAAAGUGCUUCAGGAUGUUUUUACAAAACUCAAAAUUGAUAAGCAUAUUGAGGUCAACAGACUUGUCAAAGCAAGACCAUUGGACAACUUGGAGUUCCUACAAUGGCUGAAACGCUAUUGUGAUUCUGUAAAUGGGGGUCUAAUGAAUGAGAACUACAAUCCCGUAGAGCGCAGAACUAAAGGUGGAAAUAGAAGUAUCAGGGGUCCACUGAAGAACCAGAAGUCAUUACAGACAAACAACUCUGUUAACUCGGGCUCAUGCGAUGAAGAUCCAGUGGUUCUUAGAAGAAGUAGAAGCAUUGGCACCAAGAAUAUGAAGCCAGGGCCCACCUUGUCUGAGUUCCAAUCAAUGACGAAGGAGAUUACUGAUCUCAAAGUUUCAGUCGAUCUUCUGGAAAAGGAAAGAGACUUCUACUUCGCCAAAUUGCGUGAUGUAGAAGUGCUUUGUCAGACUCCCGAGUUAGAAAAUCUUCCGAUGUCUGUGGCGAUAAAGAAGAUUUUAUAUGCUGCAGACGAGAACAAGGACGCUCUUGCAGAGGCUCAAGAAAUAGUGUCUGAGUUGAUAAAUGCUGAGCAAACCGGGUUGUCCGAUGAUAGCUGAACACUAACUCAAGAGUAGAAUCUAAAUGUGCCAUGGAAGAAAGGAUGCCAAAUCUCUUUAUUGCAUCAUUUUAGUUCAGUACAUCUGCUGAAUUUGGAAAGCAUUUGUUGGAAAUUUGUGUGGCACUUUGUUUUAAAAUUUGUGACAAAUUUAUGGAAUCUUGUGGUUUCAUAUUGAGGUGGUUUAUGCCAAACUAUUGCUCAUUUUUCAAUUGUAUUGUUAACUAUCGACUUUGACCAAUUAAUUCUGAAAUAUAUGAUAAUCCAAAUCUAUGAGUUUAUAUUUUA
Messenger RNA from Salvia splendens (bonfire salvia), 1954 nucleotides. RefSeq names its product microtubule-associated protein RP/EB family member 1A-like. The record is from RefSeq and is a predicted model, not a curated record. The transcript is spliced from 8 exons. The coding region runs from base 846 to 1667 and encodes 273 amino acids. Lineage: Eukaryota; Viridiplantae; Streptophyta; Magnoliopsida; Lamiales; Lamiaceae. Gene Ontology annotation, molecular function: microtubule binding.